AUGGACAAACUGAGUCAAUCCUACGUGCUGGUAAAUACGAGGCAACGAAGUUCGCAACCGCUUACGGAAACUGAGUCAUCGCCAUGGAAACGCCCGAGGGUGUCGUCACCAGUGGGAGAUGUGCCGGGAGAAAGCUUGAUCGAAAGCUCCAUAUUGGACUUAGAGGUGGAAAACGUCAGCUUGGAAGAAGGUGACAUAGGGUCGUUGGUACUGCAAGCAUCGUCGUUUUCAUCACUCAAGCAAUUCGAUCGACCUCAACGGACAACGAUGAGGGACUGUUGUAGAAACGACAGCAUGUUUAAGGACUUUCCGUGGCUUGAGGUGCGUGAGAUGCUUACCAUUUAUGGACGAGGUGUUUACGCCAAAGUAGAUAUCGCUAAAGAAAUGGCGGUUGUCGAUUAUCGUGGCUAUCAAGGACUGGUGGAAGACGUAAAAAAUUCUCUCAAAAAAUUUAAUGAAGAGGAACGCCGUAAAGUGAUCAAGUAUUGGCAUGGAUUUAGAAGACGCGGUUGCGAUUUUAUCGUACCUGCACAUUGCGACUCAUACAAGGCAACAGUAACACUUGGUCGACUUAUAGCCAGUCGAUAG
This is a messenger RNA of Cylicocyclus nassatus, 588 nucleotides long. The record is from the annotation of a GenBank genome assembly. NCBI's taxonomy places the organism in Eukaryota, Metazoa, Nematoda, Chromadorea, Rhabditida, Strongylidae.